AUGAGACACAUGUUGAGUAACAUGAGGAUACACUUCAACUCAAAAUCUUUCUGCCACACACACCUGCGUUAUUACAUGCUGAAAAACAGUGCACAAAAGGGAAUACUGAGCAACAUCACUUAAACUACUUAGUUUAUAUUUUACAUGUUAAAAAGCAACUAAAUUGCAACUGAACUGAGCACAGAAUGAAGGGCAUCGUGGUUAUGUGCUGUAUAAGUUUUCUUCUGUGUCUAGUGGCUAUGGUUAAAGGUGAUGAAGACUACACUGAGGAUGAAGAAAUGAUAUUGUCUCUGAUUCGGCAGGAUGACAGCCAGCCUGAGGCAGAAGGACCGUCAGCCCAAUUUUACAGGUGCACUAAGGAUGCGUGGCGCAUGCCGGGUCAGUAUAUUGUGGUGAUGCGAAAGGGAACGCACGUGAAUCAGGUGGAGCGCACUGCGCGCAGACUCCGCGCCAAAGCAGCAAAACGCGGAUACCUGAUCGAUAUAACGCUGACGUAUUCUGAAGCAUUCAAAGGAUUUCUAGUUAAGAUGAGCAGCGAUGUUCUUCACAUGGCAGUGAAGCUGCCCCAUGUGGAAUACAUUGAAGAGGAUUCCUCUAUUUUUGCUCAGAGUAUCCCUUGGAACCUGGAGCGCAUUCUUCAAAACAAACAUAAAACUGGAAAAUAUUCACCACCCAAUGAUGGUGCACAGGUUGGGGUAUUUCUCAUGGACACAAGUGUUCACGUGAAUCAUCGUGAGAUUGAGGACAGAGUGAUGGUGACGGACUUCAGCAGUGUGCCAGAGGAGGAUGGGGUCAGAGUUCACAGAGAGGCUAGUCAGUGCGAUAGUCAUGGCACACACAUAGCAGGUGUGGUAAGUGGGCGGGACUCGGGUGUAGCUCGGGGUGCCAGUGUAAACAGUGUUCGAGUGUUGAACUGCCAAGGGAAGGGUACCGUGUCAGGAGCUUUGGCAGGUCUGGAAUAUAUUCAGUCGUCUCUGAUGGCACAGCCUAUCAGUCCUGUGAUUGUUCUGCUGCCAUUCGCAGGUGGAUUCAGUCGAACCCUCAACACGGCUUGCAGAAAAAUGGUUGAAUCUGGUGCUGUGCUUAUUGCUGCAGCUGGUAACUACAAAGAUGAUGCUUGCCUUUAUUCACCAGCCUCUGAGCCUGAGGUUAUAACAGUUGGGGCUAUUAAUUUUGGUGACCAGCCACUGAGCACAGGGACGACAGGCACUAAUGUGGGCCGCUGCGUGGAUGUGUUUGCACCUGGUGAUGACAUCAUCAGUGCAUCAAGUGAUUGUCCCACCUGUUUCACAACCAAGAGUGGAACGUCACAGGCAGCAGCACAUGUCACAGGUAUAGCAGCGGUGCUCCUUAACCUCAGUCCAAACUCCAGCUCUGCUGAGGUUCUGCAACAGCUUCUCUAUCAUUCUGUCAAAAAGAUCAUUAGCCCAGAUUCUCUGCCACAGACCCACCGAUUCACUACACCAAACGUGGUGGUCGCCCUGCCAGACCUGACCUUCAAACUUACAGUGGAUGAGCUGCUCUGCCGCUCUGUUUGGUCUGAGAUGUCGGGGGCUGCAGGUUUUGCAACAGCCAUGGCACGCUGUCGCCAUGGCGAAGAGAUGCUGGGCUGUUCCAGUUACUCGAUUAAGGGAGGACGAGCUGGAGAAAGAGUAGAGGAGAGAGAUGGAAAGAAAGAGUGUGUUGCUGUCAAUGGAAAUGGAGGGCAAGGUGUGUAUGCUGUAGCUCGCUGCUGCACAGGACAUAAGGCUCAAUGCCAGAUGACGGAGAGUCCACAGAAAGGAGCGCAAGCAGAAUGUCUCAAUACAGACCAUCAGCUUACAGGCUGUAGUUUUUUCUCUUCGUCCGGAGACAAGCUGAACUUAGAUCGAUCUUUGCACGCCAUCCCCAGGGCAUGUCCAGCUAGAAGGGGUGUGAUUUCAUACGCUUUCUGCUGCUCUGCCCCUUCUCUCGAGUGCCACCUGAAAGAACACGACUCAGUGGGCUUGAGCGAGCAGGUGGAGGUUUCAUGUGAUGAUUCAUGGACAUUAACAGGCUGUCAGGCUCUGUCACAUGGUUCUGUCAUAUACGGGGCAUAUGCUGUGGGAAACACAUGUGUAGUUACAUAUACAGCUGGAGGGGAUAGAGGUGCAGCUGCCAUCGUCACCUGCUGCAGGCACCGCCCAUUCCAACAACCUGAUGACAUCACAACCACUGAAGACCUCCCUGAUGUCUGAGGAGAAACAUAUGAAGCAGCUUCCUUUCCGCAUUUUAGAGAUGCAAGACGUAACCAAAGACUGCAAUAUAACAUUUGAUGGUUUGAGGACAGUUCAGUUUGGAGGAAUAUCAUUUAAGGAAUUACAGGUUAUAAAAGCUAAAUGGCUUCUAACCGUAUUAACCCUGGAGCAUCAGAAAUGACUUUAUCGUUCUCUGAUGUGCAGUAAAUCAUUGUAGUGUUGUCUGCAUUUGCCAAACAAUACAAUUCAACCCUGUUACCAACAUUAUAAUUUUACCAACAUGAAAUAUAAAUAGCUCAGUUUUAAUAAUACUGUUUAUCAAGAACUAAAAACCAACAUUUAGGUGCGGUUUUGCGGACAGGGCUUAUCCUAGUCUCAGCCUAAAAUGCAUAUUUGAGCCUUAAAGGGGACAUAUCAUGAAAAUCUGACUCUUUCAUGUUUAAGUGCUAUAAUUGGGUCCCUAGUGCUUCGAUCAACCUAGAAAAUGUGAAAAAGAUCAACCCAGUAACUUUUUGGUAAACAAUUCUCUACAAGCAUUGAAAUUUGGCUCCCCUUGUGAUGUUAGAAGGGCUCACACCUACAAAGUGGCAAUUUUAAUAUUAUAAUGAAUUAUCUAUUUGGUAUGUUGAGCUAGAACUUCAAUACUUACUCUGGGGACACCAGAGAUUUAUUUUACAUAAAAAAAUUCCCCUUUAAUUGAAAAACCACCUUGUACCGACAUCUUAAAGCAACACUAAAGAGUUUUUGCUCUUUGCUCCCCCUACAGGUUGGAAGCGGAAUUGUCCAUUACCACUGUCGUAAAUAAUUUAGCCUACUGCAGCAAAGCUGGCUCUGAUUGGAUUGUAGGUCUGCCGUAAAGCAAGUUUUUGUAGUUUUUACUCGAACUACAGGACCUCGACUCGACGGAUGGAAACUUCUUUAGUGCGGUUUUGGCCAAUAGAGGGCUGCAAAGCGAAUGUGCCGUUCACCCUUGGAUGAACGACUGAAACUUUUUUCGAAAUGUUAUUUUAAGGUAAAAAAACUCUUUGGUGUUGCUUUAAAGGAGUAGUCCACUUUAAAGAUGGGGUCCAUUGACUUUUUAUAGUAGGAAAAAAAACACUAUGGUAAGUCAAUGGGCCCCAUCUAUAAAGUGGACUACUCCUUUAAAGGAAAACACCACAUUUUUUCAAUAUUUGACUAUGUUGUUACCUGAACUUAGAUGAAUUAAUACAUACUUAUCUUUUUUCAAUGCGUGCACUUUUAAUGAUUUGUACAGCGCUUCUUGAAUGUGUUAGCAUUUAUCCUAGCCCCAUUCAUUCCUAUGGCUCCGAAUAAAAGUUUUAUUAUGUGUCACCGUACUUACUCGUGUAACUACUUGUGAACAGUCUUUAAAUAUGGAAAACAUGGAAGUGUUUGGUGGCUUCUAAAUUCAUCGCUGUUUAAAACCUAAGGAAUGAAUGGGGCUAGGCUAAAUACUAACAUAUUCACAACACGCUGUACAAAGAUUAAAAGUGCACGCAUUGAAAAAAGAUAGGUAUGUAUUAAUUCGUCUAAGUUGAGGUAAGAACAAAGUAAAAUAUUGAAAAAUGGUCCCAUUUUCCUGAGAUAUAUAUUUGUUUUUGUAAGGUAUGUUUGUAAAAAUGACUUAAAUGUCCUAAUAUAAUUAGGAUUAAUCUAAACCCUGUCCGGGAAACCGCCCCAUAGUGGUAGGCUUGCUAAACUUACAUUUAUGCAUUUGGCAGAUGUUUUUUUUUACACAGUGCAUUUAAAGUAUACUUGCGCUUUAGGCCCUUCCUGAGCUUGAUUUAUAUGCAUUUCAGGUGUAAUCGGAGUUUCAUUUUAUACAUUUUUUAUGAAAAAUGUAUAAGACAAAUCAGGGUUGGAAACAUAGUUCUGAAAAAUUUUCUUUGUUUUGAUGAACACAAAGGAAGAUAUUUUCAGAAAUGUUUGUAACCAAAUCGUAUGUGGACCCCAUUCACUUCCAUAGUAGGAAAAAAGAAUACCAUGGAAGUAAAUGGGGUCCAUGAAAGGUAUUGUUACAAACAUUCCUUAAAAUAUCUUCCUUUGUGUUCACCAGAACAACGAAACUAAUACAGGUUUAUAACAACAUGAGAUUGAGUAAAUGAUGACAGAAUUUUCAUUUUUGGGUGAAUUAUCCCUUUAAGUCCCAAAUUGUAGUAACAGGGUUGCAAAAUGUAAAACUUCAUAAAAUAAGUACAAAAGUUACCAGCUCUUAUUUGGUAAGAGCAUUUACAAACCUCUACGCAUGCACCAUGUAAACCAAUAGGAUCUUUUUUUUGGUAAAUGUAUAUUUUAUACAUUAUCCAUUUUAUACAAACACAACUUCUGUAAUGCUUUAAAAAUCACUGAUUCAGACAAAAUCACACAGCAUGUGAAAAGUUGUGCAUUCCAGUUUUAUCCGUUUUAUAUCAAAUUGUUUCAUUGUCAAACUCUGAUGUACAAAUUAAAAUGUGGCUACAACAUG
Messenger RNA from Paramisgurnus dabryanus, 4680 nucleotides. It is a transcript of the gene pcsk9, whose product is annotated as proprotein convertase subtilisin/kexin type 9. The record is from RefSeq and is a predicted model, not a curated record. Gene Ontology annotation, biological process: proteolysis. NCBI's taxonomy places the organism in Eukaryota, Metazoa, Chordata, Actinopteri, Cypriniformes, Cobitidae. Gene Ontology annotation, molecular function: serine-type endopeptidase activity.